Molecule: messenger RNA, 333 nt
Organism: Trypanosoma conorhini
Lineage: Eukaryota; Euglenozoa; Kinetoplastea; Trypanosomatida; Trypanosomatidae
Exons: 1
Coding region: 1-333 (110 amino acids)
Source: RefSeq, a predicted model, not a curated record
AUGUUUGGCGAUGGGCAGCUGCUCGCAAGUUUGUUGCGAUACGCGCCGCAGCUGCUGCUGACGCAGUUUCCUUCGCUCCUGCUUGGCAUGGCGGCCGGCUACUGCGGCCUCCUGCUGCUGUUUGGCCCGCUUCCGCUGCUCUCCGGCGUGCUGCAGCUUCUUCUUACGGUGGCGAUUGCCAAGGCGCUGGCGACCGGCGCCCGCGUGGGGAUUGCGAAGGGGAUCGCGCUCUUUGAGGGGCGCGUGGGCGGCGCCGGCGGCGGCAACGACGGUAGAGAUGAGGGCGGAGCACGCGCCGACGCCGACGCCGACGCCGACGCCGAGCUGGACUGA